UUUAACAGUCUUGUCGACACUUCCUGUCGAAGGGCGCGAUCGUGAUCGUGUUUGGUUGAAUGAAACUAAACUCAGUCCUAGGCAAUGGCUGUAAUCAGAAGACAGCUCCAUGGGGGAUUUGAUGAAAUGUUGGAAGGUAAAUCACCAGCCCCACGUGAAAAAGACACAGGGCUAACUUUCCGACGUCAAAGUACAAACAUAGAUUUGCAGAAAUCCUUAAAACAACUUGAUGAUGCAGUAACACCUGUAUUUUCUUCAUCUGUGGGUUCACGAACACCCCGUGUUGGGCUGUUGAGGCACAGUGCUUAUACUCCAAGGAAAGUUGUGUCUCCAUCCACAUUUGAUGUCAGUGAUAUGCUCUUCACACCUUCACACCCAGCAUCAGUGUUAGUGAAUGCAUCAGACAGCAUACUUGGAAGUACAUCAAACGUUUUGCAAGUAGAGGCAGGCCUGACAGAUGACUUGACCACAACAAAUAUUAACCUGUUAAUGGAAGAUGACCCUGGGCUAACAGCAUCUAUGGGGUUGUAUACUGAGUUUGCCCAGUCUUUACAUCAGCACACUUCACCAUAUCAAGUUUUAGACUUGUUGUCAGAUUACGAGAGUUCAUGUACUGACCAAGUCAUGAUUCUCCGUAAACUUGUCAAGCGAGCACGCAGAGAGCAACAAAAGUUUCAGAAGACAUACAACAUGCUAGACCUUCUGGACAAGGAGCGCAGCACAUGGCAGCUAAUUCGGUCUCUGUACAAAGACCGAUUAGAGACUGCAGCUGUUAAUCAAACUACGCAUGUGGAUGAUGAAAGUGACAUGGAAGAGGAUGCAGAAAAGAAGGUUUUGGAGGCUAGUGAACAAGAGAUUGUUAGUAAACUGUUUGAAAAAGACAGCACUCUCCGCCAGUGCCAGCUGGUUGUUGAUUGGCUUGAGAGCUGUGCUCGGGAAGAUUUGGAUGACAUUGCAGACAAUGUAAAAUUUUUCAUUUCUGGUAAUCAGCCUCUGGUUUGGGAGAAUACUUUACACCAACUUCAGAGCAGGAAAAAAGGGACAGCUCUGACUGUGGAAAGACCUUUGGUUGAUCAGCUGGACCCUGAUGCACCUGUGCGCCAAAAGCGUUUUCUCGAUGACUUGGACAAAGAGGAUGAGCAACGCUUGCUGCAGCAUCUGUUCAUGUGUAUUCGGGCAGGGCAGCUAGAUAGGGCUCAAGAGCUGUGUCAGAGUUGUGGCCAGGCAUGGCGGGCAGCCACCCUGGAAGGCUGGCGUUUGGUUCACGACCCCAAUUACCAGCAUCUGCAAGCUAACAUUAGCCCUAUCACAGGCAACCCUUACCGAGAUAUUUGGAAACAAGUGUGCUGGAAAAUGGCCUCUGAAGGAAAAUACGAUCCUUUUGAAACAGCAAUUUAUGCUGCUUUUAGUGGUAACCUGAAAAGUUUGUUACCAGUUUGUCAUUCAUGGUAUGACUGCUUGUGGGCUUACUUUCGCACUUUAGUGGAUGGGGUGGAACAAGAGAUACGGCUGAGAAGAAUUUCUUUUAGACAGCCUGUGGACCUGCCUGCUGUCUACUGGGACAGACUAAUGGAGCCAAGUCAAGUGUUUGAGGAGCUCGCUGCAAGCACAGACGAUCAAAUUCGUGCAGAAUGUCAGCAACGCUAUCAUGUGAUACAGAAGCACAUCAUUCUAGCAGAUAUUCCAGCACUGAUUGAAGUGAUGUACAGCUGGGUACAAGAAGAGCGCAGCAGUCUACCACAGCAUCUUAUUCGGUUCAUGGCGCACCUUAUUCUCUUUCUGCGCAGCAUUGGGCAGGAAUGCAAGGAGAAGCUGUGCACUGUGAUACUUGAGGCUUAUGUAGAGCGACUGAUCCAGAAUGAUCUGAAACGCUUAGUGGCACAAUAUGUCUCAACAUUACCUUCACAUCUACAAGUGCAGUGGUAUGCACAUUUCCUGGAAGGAGUUAAGGAGCAGGAGGAGCGACAGGUGUGUCUGCAGUUGGCAGAAGAAGCAGACUUAGAUUUGGCUGUGAUAACAAAGACAGUGGUGGAGAACAUUCGCAAUAAAGACAGGACCGUUGCUGACAUUGAUUCUUCAAUUGCUAUUGACACAAAAAUUUCAGAGGAAGAUCGUGUCAAGAUUGAAGCCAUCGACUGGCUGAUUUUUGAUCCAUCACAGCGUGCUGAGGCCCUCAAGCAGGCAAAUGCACUUAUGAGGUCAUUUAUAGCUGUUAAGAAGCAUACUGCAGCCAGGGAGUUGUUUGACAAGCUGCCAGCAGACAGCAUUGAUGUUAUCUACAAGAUGUGGCAUGCGAAGACAGGGUCAACAAUCUUGCCAGCAUCUGACAGCAAUGCUGUACGAGAGUAUCUGUGUUUAAAGGCAUACCUGGAUGCAGUGGAAAGUUUCAGCGAUUGGUUUACACUAUACCAUAAUGGCAAGCCAGCUAAACCUAGUAGCCAAGGGGGCACAAGCUUUACAGAUCGUGUUGCCUUGGAGCACCGCAUGAAACAAUAUGAAGUUGAGGUGGAAAGAUGGAAACACUCUCUUGUCAGACAGACACGGACGACAAAGGAUCGCAUCUACAAUGUUCUUCUGUUUGCUGAUGGAGGCUGGAUGGUCGACAAGCAUGAUGAUUCAGAGGAGGAGACUCGAUCGGAACAAUUGAAACUUUUGCGACAUCUUCAUAUUCCAGGACUGUGUCUGAACCUUCAUCAUGUGAUGCAUUCCAGUGGUCUAUACUCAGAGUGCCUACAACUUGCAGACUACAUUGCAUCAGAAGAUUAUCAACUAUACAAGGAGUUUAACAAAGAAAACCUGCAGCAGUUAUUACGGCAUAUCAGGGAGUCAUCUCUUCAACUUCUGGAAGCAAACAAAGACCCAAUAGGCUAUGAACUAGUAUGAGAAGGAAAAUCUGGUAUUUAUCUUGCUGCAGAGGAAAUGUUCUGUGAGCUUCAUAUUUCAGCAUAGGAUAUUGUAUAGGAAAUGCUGUCUUGCACACCAGGCAAAUGUUAAAAUGCAAAUCCUGACUGCUCCAGCUUUGAUGGUGUACAGUGGCAAACAGGUGGUGUGGUGAAAGCUCUGACUUUGCAAGACCUAGCACGCACAGAGAUCUACAAGAAACAAAUUUUUGUAUUUGUACAGUUACCAGACUGAUUGGUGGACUGCUCUGCUGAUUGGUGGUGUAAAUAAUUAUCAUCUUUCUAAAAAAAAAAAAAAAAAAAAAAAAAAAGUUAUAAUAAUAAUAAAAUGACCUCUGAAAACAUUGAUUUCUCUUUCUUGAUAUGGAGAUAAUUUUCUGUAUAAAUACAAGUAAAAUGCUGCUUCAAAUUAUUUUCAUAUCGCAGGAGCAGAACUUUAAA
Pomacea canaliculata is the source of this 3341-nucleotide messenger RNA. RefSeq names its product nuclear pore complex protein Nup107-like. Gene Ontology annotation, molecular function: structural constituent of nuclear pore. Gene Ontology annotation, cellular component: nuclear pore; nuclear pore outer ring. Lineage: Eukaryota; Metazoa; Mollusca; Gastropoda; Architaenioglossa; Ampullariidae. Gene Ontology annotation, biological process: post-transcriptional tethering of RNA polymerase II gene DNA at nuclear periphery; regulation of DNA-templated transcription; protein import into nucleus. The record is from RefSeq and is a predicted model, not a curated record.